AUGUGCAAUGCGCGCAUGUCAUCUGUAUCUGACAUAAGUGGUCAACAUUGUUAUUACUUUUUAAAUUUGAAUAUUUGUAAUAAAGUCAGAAUGGAUAGAAGCUUCAACUCAUCUUUCUCCACCAGAAGCCCGUUUUCUCCCCGUUCUCGGCAAAAUCUCAACGCCAAGAAAAUCAUUCCGCCUAAUUUCCGAAAAUCAUCCCGUUUCAGUGUCUCAGGAAAAUCAACCCAAUCGGUACAAAUAAUACUAUCAACACCUUACAACUACGUUGAACGUUUCGGCCAAACCUUCCCCGUCCUAAUAACAGAAGCCCUCACAUUUGCCGACAGAAACACCGUGGUAUCGGCCCGAAUCUCGAAACUGGGCUACCUGUGGGUGGUCUGCGGCCGCCGCUUGCUGAUCUGGCAGUACCGCCAAAGCCCCGUGUUGCUCGACACCCCCUCGAAAAAGACAAGUUUACUAAACCAGUGCUUUGAACUGCAACUCCCGCAAAGCGACUUGGCGCACAGAGCUGAACUGGUCUCGGUUUUCGUCAAUUCAGACUCGAACACACCUUCUUGUAUCGCAGUCUCGCCGGAAGGUGUGGUGCGCUACUGGCCGGCAAUUGUCCAUGAAGGAAUCUCCGUGGAACAGCACGUCAGUCUACAAGGCCAGGAAUGCGACAGUUUGACCGAUGUCGAGGGCCUUGGGUGCAUUCUGGCCACCACAACGUGCACCGUUUUGUUGCUCCAGCCACAGCUAAGUGGCGGGAGGCACAGUUUGAAAUGCAAAACACUUAAAAUACCAACUGGGUGGUUGGGGGGCAUUAGCAAGAGAAUGUCGAGUCUGAUUUUUGGGCCAAUCGCGAGCGAAACCUCGGCCGAAAGUGGAAUAGUGCGCGUUCUGAGCGUCCCUGGUACAACUAGCGACACCUGGACGGUGUACGUUUUAGCCGACCACAAUUUGCAAAAGUGGCAAUUGUCCAAAAACGACGAAGAGUUGAUAUUUGUCACCGAAUUGAACCGAAUAGUCAGAGAUAGUUUCUGUGGUGCCCUGUGGGAGAAUUGUGUCGGAGACCAAACCGAAAUUGAUACCUGGUUACUUGACAUACAGUCAGAUAAAGACAAUGUUAUAAUACUCGCAGCAGCGGUUAAUAUUCCUCGGGUACAUUACGCGAUGAUAAGUCUACAGACGAACACAAAUCAACCUCCAACAGCCGUUAAAGAUUUUCUUUUGUUGAAAAUUACGGACUUGUAUCGGGAAAACAAUCCGGGGGAUUCCCUAUCGUAUCGUUUUCUUUUAUGCGGCAUUAAUGCCUACUUAUACAACCAGAAACAUAUCACCGUUAUCAAGCCCCAAGAAGAGCCUGAUAUUUUAGAGUUCAACACACCUCAAGAUUUUUUAUUAGCGGGUGCGAUCUGUGUCAACACACCUAUAUUUUUCUCGCGCAAUCAUGGCUUAGUCGCAGUGGCGAGCAAUGAUAUGUCUAAUGACUUAAACCUAAGUCUCACAGGCGCUAACAGUUUCGUGGAGACGUCGUUUAAUGAUAACGUGGUGGUUAAUAACCUGUCCAUUUACAACAUGGACCCUGAGGAGAUUUCCAUUGCUUACAAAGACACAGUUAGUCAAUUAAAGGCCGCUUUUAUCUACCGGAUACAAAACCAGGAGCAAGCCUGCAAGGAAAUCAUCGACGAGUUGUUCCCUCCUGACGCGUCCAAACUCCCAGGAAUCGACUCAUUACUGGAUAAAGUCGUAAUAAUGAUGGGCAAGGACUUAAUCGAUGACACCCCAGCCGGUGAUCCCAGAUGGUCAAAGGACCAUCAAGUCGGGCUUGGCAGCUCACACUCGAUGCAAGUCCUCGACCAAUUAAAAAACAAACAAAAAGCACUCUCACUAUUCAUAAAAUUCCUCAAAGAGUCAGGACUGUGGGCGCAAUUGUCCGCAUCCACAAUUCGCAACACCACCACCGCAACAACGUACAUCAUGGGCGAAAUAUCGGAGAAAAUCAUAGCCGCGAUCAGUCUCAAAACUGUCGCCUAUAAUCAAGUUCUGGAAAAAGCCAUCGAAAAAGCGACGGCUGAGUCGGAAACCAAGCCGGAAAACGGGCUAACGUACCAGGAUGUGUUUUUCCGGGAGGUCAGUCAGGUGCAUAGAGGCAUUCAAGAGAUGGUGAAUUAUUGCGAGGACAAGUCACAUUCGAACAUGGAUCCGGCCCAAAUUGUUGACAUGAUCCACGACACCAAUGAGAUUAUUUUGGGUGCGCUGAAAAGCGUGAUCAACUUUAGGGAACAGAAUGUGGUGAAUUACAAACCGUCGGAGGGUGUCCUUGCCAUAGCCCCCGAAUUUUUGCCCUGGACUGCGGCCAGUGGGGCCGAAGGCCUCUUUAAUUCUCUGUCUCAAAUGCAUUAUCUCACAUACAACUACGGGAUAAUUUUAACGAACAAUGAGCGCUUGAGGAACGAUCUUUUCGACCAGUUGGUCUCCAUCACGGAUAUAAUUCUCGACGGCCGCAAAAGCCACCUGGAGAGCAUCAAAGCGACGUCCUUUGAGGAAAUUAUUUACAAGCAAUACUGUUCCGACCGCCAGAAAUUCAUGAAGCCUUUUAUACACGAAAAAGACUGGGAGAGAUGUGCCAAACUUGCCGAAAAGUACCUCGAUUUUGAAACACUGAUGAUCCUGUGUGAAGCUACAAAUAACCAGCGCCGGCUCGACGAUUAUUUGGAACGCUUCAGCAACGAGGGGUUCUCCGAAUUCGUGUACAACUGGUUUUUGAAAGAGAAUAAACAAGGCAAGCUGAUUGACAUGUGCAAGCACGUCGGCAAGUCGAAAAAUAUUCAAAAACUCACCAAUUUCCUGUCGGGUCAUCCGUCACUGUCGUGGAUGCAGGAGAUUUUUGAUAAGAAGUACAAUCAAGCGGCGAACUCGUUGCAAACCUUGGCUUUGAACGAGACUGAGUCGGUGACAAGGCAAAAAACAAUGUUGAGUUUGUGCAAACUGGCGAAAUUGGCGGCCGGGACCGGCAGUGAGGAGGCAUUGAGGAGUGUUGAUUCGAGGCUGGACUUGAUUGCGUAUCAGGAGGAUAUCCCGGAUUAUGUUUUGCAGCAGUUUGGAUACGACACGAUUAACAUUCGGGUGAUUCCGCCCAAAGACUUGAUUAAUCUUUACAUUUGUAAAGAAUACACAGAAGCGGCGGAAUUGGAAUUUAAGAAAGCCCUCGAUUUGCUGAAUUUCAUCGACGAUGAGGAGUUGAGACAAGAAAUGUCGCUGAAAAUUUGGAGAUACGCGUUGUUGAGAGACGCAUGGCAACACCAAAAUUUGGAUAGUCCUAUGGAAAUCCUACAGCACAAGCUGUUUUUCAAAUUGGUCGAUCUCGCCAUGGACCUGGAAGGAGACGGGUGGAACCUUCUACCCCCCAUGGACACGCUAAUAGACGACGACUCGCUCGGGGACUUGCGAAAUAAUACCAACUUCCAGUUUUUGUUAAAAGCAGGUUACGAACAUAUUUAUAGGUCACAAACCGUAGAGUAGGUUUUUUACAGUAAAUUGUUUUAUACGAA
This is a messenger RNA of Tribolium castaneum (red flour beetle), 3536 nucleotides long. RefSeq names its product Nucleoporin 133kD (gene Nup133). Gene Ontology annotation, cellular component: nuclear pore outer ring. Gene Ontology annotation, biological process: transcription-dependent tethering of RNA polymerase II gene DNA at nuclear periphery; protein import into nucleus; poly(A)+ mRNA export from nucleus. Bases 1 to 3507 code for a protein of 1168 amino acids. The record is from RefSeq and is a predicted model, not a curated record. Gene Ontology annotation, molecular function: structural constituent of nuclear pore; protein binding. The transcript has 7 exons. Lineage: Eukaryota; Metazoa; Arthropoda; Insecta; Coleoptera; Tenebrionidae.